Molecule: messenger RNA, 174 nt
Organism: Ichthyophthirius multifiliis
Lineage: Eukaryota; Ciliophora; Oligohymenophorea; Hymenostomatida
Exons: 4
Source: RefSeq, a predicted model, not a curated record
AUGACUUUUUAUUAUUAAGGCUGCUAUUAUGAAAACGGCUAUUCCUCCUCCUUACUACUAAUUACCAAAUAAACCUGUAGAGGUGUUUUGUUAAUUUUAUUAAUUACUGAAAAGUCCUUAAGAUUGACUCAUUUAUUAUUUAUUUUAAUAUAAUAUCAAAUAAAUACAUUUUGA